AUGUCUCCAACAGCUCGUCGCAUCUUCAAUCAACUCGUCGAUGAGCUCAUCGCAAAGCCAAGGUCGCUUCAACACGUGCGCAAAUUCGUCCAUUACGACAUAGUCGACCCCAACGACCAUGACAAUUUAGGUGGCGGCAGAUACUGCGGUUUCUUUCGCCUGAACUUCAACAUUCCCCCAGCCCACGAGCAUAUUGGUUGGGUCCUUGGAACUAGCCGACGCGGACUUGCUACGGGUGGAGCAGAUGUACUACUGGCUCCUGGACCUUCUACCUUCAACGUCGAGAGCAGGCACGUUUAUCUCCAACACCAUCGUCAAACGGGUGUGCUAAUGAUCAUAGCUGGGAAACACCCCGUCUUGAUCAAUGGCAUAGAGAAACUUCAGAAUGCAUGCCACGCCGUCUGUGAGCCCACCGGGAUCACCAUCGGUGACCUUGCAUUCAAAAUAUCUUUCACCGACCUCGAUGAGGAAAGCUAUCGGUAUCAACUGAGGCGCGUCAUGGACUUGAACGCUCCUAGCUUUCCCCGGAUCCCACAUGAAAUCACGCCUGCACCUACUCCAGACAUGAACCACUACAGGGUUAACACUAAAUACUACUCCUAUCCCGUGCACGCUGGAGGGACAUAUUCAACUGUAGCAUACGCAUUCGUCAAGGCUACUGGUGAAGCGGUAGCUUUGAAGAUCAUGAAGAGGACCCGCCACAACACCUUUGAUAUCGACAAGGAACUUCGAAUUAUGCGCAUGCUCAACCACGACUUCAUCGGCGGAGAGUAUCCGGUUGGCUCUGGUCAAGGUGAGUGCCAACAAGUCACUGCUGUCCUCUCACCUUUCGCACCGGCGCUAUCAACGCGUCUUCACGGAGAUCAACGCCCAGAGAACGAAUGGAUUGCCUACGUUAUGAAACAAUGCUACGGAGGCCUCGCCUACAUUCAUGCUAAAGGCAUACUGCACCACGACAUCAAGCUCGACAACAUCGGUGUCGUCGAUUCCAUUCCGCCGCGGGCAGUCAUCAUGGACUUCGGCCACGCUGCUGUCGAGGAGUAUAGUACGAACCACAUGCUUGGAACGGUCCGUUACCUGGCUCCUGAGAUUAUAGCGUUGAAGCAGGAGUCCAAGGCCGCCGAGAGAGCUUACCCCGCUACGCCAUAUUUCGGAGCGCCUGUUGACGUCUGGGCACUUUCCCUCUGCGUCUACGAGCUGUACAUCGGCAAGAUAAUCAAAUGGGCCUCGGUUAACCGCGCAGACUACGAAGCGCUGGACGAAUAUUUCAAAACGGAGCUCAGGAAUAGAGAUGACGACCGGCUUGCGUCAAAGCUCGUGACUUUGGCUUGUAGGGGACUGCAGUGGAAGCCUUCGGAAAGGUGCUCUGCAGCGGAUGGACAUCUUUACUUGUCAUAA
Aplosporella prunicola CBS 121167 is the source of this 1398-nucleotide messenger RNA. RefSeq lists its product as uncharacterized. The record is from RefSeq and is a predicted model, not a curated record. The transcript has 2 exons. Gene Ontology annotation, cellular component: nucleus. Gene Ontology annotation, molecular function: protein serine/threonine kinase activity; ATP binding. Lineage: Eukaryota; Fungi; Ascomycota; Dothideomycetes; Botryosphaeriales; Aplosporellaceae. Gene Ontology annotation, biological process: mitotic DNA damage checkpoint signaling; protein phosphorylation. The coding region runs from base 1 to 1398 and encodes 465 amino acids.